This is a messenger RNA of Mesitornis unicolor (brown roatelo), 1065 nucleotides long. It is a transcript of the gene CX3CR1, whose product is annotated as chemokine (C-X3-C motif) receptor 1. Gene Ontology annotation, molecular function: chemokine binding; chemokine receptor activity; scavenger receptor activity. The record is from RefSeq and is a predicted model, not a curated record. Bases 1 to 1065 code for a protein of 354 amino acids. Lineage: Eukaryota; Metazoa; Chordata; Aves; Mesitornithiformes; Mesitornithidae. Gene Ontology annotation, biological process: G protein-coupled receptor signaling pathway; chemotaxis; immune response. Gene Ontology annotation, cellular component: membrane. The transcript has a single exon.
AUGACAGAAGCAUUCACAGGAACGACAGCUGAAUACACUUACGAUGAAUAUGCUUUUUCCUGCAAUAAGACUGACAUCCAAGAAUUUGGGAAAAUAUUUCUGCCAAUAUUUUACAUUGCAGUGUUUGCUCUUGGCCUCACAGGGAAUCUAAUGGUUGUUCUUGCCAUAGUGAAAGAAGGCAGUAAAAAAAGCAUCACUGACAUCUAUCUCCUGAACUUGGCUGUCUCAGACCUUCUCUUCGUAAUCUCCCUCCCCUUCUGGGCCUCCAACACGGUGCGUGGAUGGACCCUCGGGACUGUUCCAUGCAGAGCUAUUUCCUCGCUGUAUUACAUCGGUUUCUUUGGGGGCAUGUUCUUCAUCACCGUUAUCAGUAUUGACAGGUACCUGGCCAUCGUCCGGGCAACGUAUUCCCUGAAAUCCAGAACAGCGAAACACGGCUUUCUUAUAACCUGCGGAGUAUGGGCAAUAGCGGUUUUAGUUUCAGUGCCACAUUUCGUGUUCUCCCAGCUGGUAGAAAGCGACUGCAUUUCUGUCUUCCCCCAGGAGCUGGAGAACGUCUGGCCAGUGUUCUGCAACGUGGAGCUGAACACUAUCGGCUUUGUCAUCCCAGUCUGUAUCAUAUGCUAUUGCUACUGUGGGAUCAUCAAAACCCUGCUGUCCUGCAAAAAUCAUAAAAAAACACGAGCCGUAAGACUGAUCUUGAUUGUGGUGGUGGUGUUUUUUCUGUUUUGGUCCCCCUACAAUGUACUGAUUUUUAUAGAGACUUUGAAGCACUAUGAGUUAUUCACAAAUUGCAACCAAAUUAAAUCAUUUGACUACGCGAUGCACCUGACCGAAACCAUUGCAUUCAGUCACUGCUGUCUCAAUCCUCUUAUCUAUGCCUUUGCUGGGGAAAAAUUCAGGAAAUACCUUCAUCGUGUCUGCUUAAAGUAUUGUCCAUUCCUGUGCUUCUGUGGCCCCUGCAGUCGCUACCAGGUCACCCAUUCAGCUAGCUAUGCAGAAAGCAUCGUGAACAGCAACAUAACCCUCAACACCAGUGACCAGGAUGGCUCUGUCUUUGUCUAA